AUGCUGGUGGGCUUUAGAGCCUUUUAAUUACAUAACUGGCAGGGUUAUCCCACAUCACAGGUGUUUAGAAGAGAGCAGUUUCUCCCUUCUGAUGUCCUGUAGUGGUUUCUCCCGUGCCGAUGUCCCAUGGAGGGUGAGACACCCUCCCUGGCAUAGCCAUCAUUCGGGCAGUGGACCAAAACAACCUGAACUCUGUGUGUAACAACUCCACCCUUGGCCUCCCCUCCCUAGACUGGUAUUACCACCUUCCCAUGCAGCAGUCCAAGAAGGCUGUGGAUGCUCCACCAGCGUCCCAGAUCCCAGGUCUCAGUGAUCUGAGGGAACCAGCCAAUGGGCACGCGCUUGGGACGCGAAGGUACUGGAUCAGAGAAACAGACUCCGAGUACGUGAAGCUUGCCAAGCAAGGUGGCCGGCCUGAUCUGCUGAAGCACUUUGCCCCCGGAACCAGGAAAGGCUCCCCGGUCACCUACUCUUUACCAGACUGGUACGUCCACCACAGCAAGCCGCCCUCGGCCGACCAGAGACAAAUCCCUGCUGUCUCCAUGCCAGAUUACAUGGUUUAUGAAGAGUUUAACCCCGAUCAGGCCAACGGUAACUAUGAGUCCAGAAGAGGGCCAUUUGACUUUGAUGUGAAGACAGUUUGGCAAAGGGAGGCCGAGGAACUUGAAAAGGAGAAAAAAAAGGUGAGGCUACCAGCCAUUAACUCAAAGUAUCCAAGCAAAGUGGGGACUCCACUUGCCCCCAAAGACCCUGCAGGAAGUAGACUCUCCUUUCCUCCCAUGCCUGGUCAAAAAACCAGUUCACCCACAAACUUUUCCAAACUUAUUAGCAAUGGUUAUAAGGAUGAGUGGUUACAGCAGCGAGCUGAUUCAGACAAGAGGACCCCGCAGACAUGCAGAGCACCCGCAUCCUCUCAGUCUGCGCAAGACCCUGAAGGGCAGCAGGAGGCAGAGCCGUGCCCAGACCCGGAGGUUCUUGGAGGCUCUGAGGAAGUUCAAGAGCCUUCUCCCCCAAGUCCAACAGCGUCUCCACCUGCGCCAACACCAGCAGAGCUCAAAUAACCUCCGAUACAAUAU
Molecule: messenger RNA, 1076 nt
Organism: Ceratotherium simum simum (southern white rhinoceros)
Lineage: Eukaryota; Metazoa; Chordata; Mammalia; Perissodactyla; Rhinocerotidae
Gene: C1H7orf57
Product: chromosome 1 C7orf57 homolog
Source: RefSeq, a predicted model, not a curated record